Microcebus murinus (gray mouse lemur) is the source of this 1133-nucleotide messenger RNA. RefSeq names its product BPI fold containing family A member 3 (gene BPIFA3). NCBI's taxonomy places the organism in Eukaryota, Metazoa, Chordata, Mammalia, Primates, Cheirogaleidae. Gene Ontology annotation, molecular function: lipid binding. The record is from RefSeq and is a predicted model, not a curated record.
CUCUAAGCAACAAGGCCUCCCUCAGGAAGCCUGGCCUCCUCCCCCCACCCCCGGGUUCCAUCUACUGCUCUCAUCAUAAAACCAUGAGCCCAUCUAUCCAGGCGGCCACCCUCACAGCCAUCUGCCUAGGCCCCAUCUGAUCCUUCUUGACACCUGCAGGUCCCAAACCCCAAGAUGUGCCCAUUCUGGAGGCUCCUCACCCUCCUCGGAUUGCUGGCCUUGCCCUCAACACUGAACAAGCAGCCACAGCCUGCCCUGGCCAAGGCCCACAUAGACAGCAAACCUACCCUGGCAAAAAUUAUUGCCCAGGGCCUCAUAAAGUACAACGUAGAAAGUCGAAUCCAGAACAUCCACCUUUUGGACAGUCUAAAUGCCCCAGGGCAGGUGGCCCCAGGGAUGGUGGGCUGGCUAAUUGGUGGCAGGAAACUCCAGCAGCGGCAAUAUAUCAGCAUCAACAUCACCCACAUUCAGCUGGACUAUGGUGGGAUCCAGAUGUCUUUCCAUAAGGAGCAGUUCUCUGCAAACAUCUCACUUGAAUUCGACAUUGAAUUGAGACCGGCCUUCAGUAACAUCAUACAGAUGCACGCACACAUGAACCUCAUCGUGGCGUUCUGGCUGGAGACAGAUGAGUUUGGCCGAAGAGAUCUGGUGAUAGGCAAAUGCCACACAGAGCCCAGCAGUGUCCUCGUGACCAUCCCCCCUGAGGCCAUUCCACCAAAGAUGAAGCACGUGCUCUUCAACUUAAAAGAGAACCUGGAAAAAGUUAUCCCACACCUGGUAGAAGGUCAGGUAUGUCCUCUGAUCUGUGAAAUCCUUGGGCGGUUGGAUGUGAAACUGUUGAAAAGCCUCAUGGGUGAGUGUCUGGUCCAUCCAAGGAGGACUCUUCAGCAUUGGAAAGUGGCUAAAAGAGAAUAGGCUGUUGCCCGUGAGCUCAGCUAACCACGAAUCCAGCCAACCCUUCAUGUGCCAGGCUUGAGGGUCCUCUAGCUGCCUACUGUUGAUCGAAAGGAGAUUCUAUAUCUUGGGACCUUAAGCCUCCUCCAGAGCGGGGCUUCUGCUGCCCUAAAAACCUUUCCCCCAGGUCCUGUGGACAUGCUGUCCUCACCCACAAUAAAGUCUAGCUCUGAAAGGUG